UUUUCGUCCGCACUCCGAAGUCGCUGAAACUUUGCGUGCGGUUUGAUUUGACUAAAUGAGGGACUGAGCGCUCGUCCUCAUCCGCCGCUGGCCGCUGCGGAGGAGAGCUCGUCCCGGCGUUGUUCGCGCGGCCAGAGGCGGCGAAGCAGGCUUCCAGAGUCGCGGAGGAGGUGCAGACUCCCUCCCGCUCCUCAGACCGUCCAAGCCUUCUCGUCGCCGGCCGCCGCACUCCGAGUCGCGCCGCCGGCCGCCGCAGUGGCAGUGGCAGUGGCAACGCCGGCCGAGCAGCUCCCGACCCGCCUCCUCCAGCAGAUUCAACGCCAACCUGCUCGUCCAGCACCAGCUCCGUCCGCGUCUGCAGCAGCCGGCUGGCCCAACCAACCAUGGGCUUUCAAGAGCUGUGCCGAACGUUUCGCGCGCGCCAGGUGUCCGCCAUGCGGCUUCCACAUGGACACCGCCCCUCGCCGCCGUGUCUCCACCUCCUGCUCUUCACCGCCCUGUGUUUCACCGUCCAAGAAACCGCCGCCCAUGCGCCAAGAACAGGAACCACUGUAGAAGACCGCGUCGCGAGUGUCCCCGGAAUCAUGGCGUGGGCCGCGUGGCCAGAAAAAUGCGCAUGGUUACCGUUAGGAAUGAGUGGGAAGAGUUACUCAUAUACUCUCUUAUCCAAAUACCACAAGAUUUGGAAGGGCACGGAGGUAAAAGAUGUUCUGAAACAAGAACCAGGUAGUGGUGUGAUUGCCUUGAAGGAGGCAAUGAAGUACUUCGAUGCUGAUUUUUUCAAUGACUCAAAACUACGUGAGAUGGAAGACGGUGCUAAAGAAUUCAAUAUACCCGCAUUUAGAGAAAACCGAAAGUUGGUGGCUUUGGAGAAUGGUGGGUUGCAUAACCCUUCUGUUCUUGUCUUCAAAUCAUCAUGGAGUGGCGAAACCAAAGCCAAGGAUAGUAAUAGAUUCGACUAUCCUCACACCUCUGCGGUACAUCGCCCUAGUAAUGAUGAAGAUAUUGCCUUUAUGUCGAUAGUUGAGCUUGGGGAGCUUAUUAGGACAAAGAAAAUAACAUCACGUGAACUUACUGAUGUAUUCUUAAGGAGAUUAAAAAGGUAUAGUACUGUUCUUGAAUCUGUUGUUACAUGCACUGAAGAUUUAGCAUACAAACAAGCAAAAGAGGCAGAUGACUUGCUUGAGCAAGGAAAAUACCUUGGUCCCUUGCAUGGCAUUCCGUACGGCCUGAAGGACAUAAUUGCAGUCCCACAGUACAAUACCACUUGGGGCUCAAAGACAUUUAAGAAUCAAGUUAUUAAUAUGGAAGCUUUUGUAUACAAAAGGUUGAAGUCCACUGGGGCGGUCCUUGUCGCGAAGCUGGUCACAGGUUCACUUGCCUAUGAUGAUAUAUGGUUUGGGGGAAGAACACGAAACCCUUGGAACAUUGAGGAAUUUUCUACUGGUUCGUCAGCAGGGCCAGCAGCUAGUACCUCUGCAGGAAUGGUUCCCUUUGCAAUUGGUUCAGAAACUGCAGGAUCCAUAACAUACCCUGCCGCUAGAUGUGGAGCAACUGCUUUGCGCCCGACAUUUGGAACCGUUGCACGGACCGGUGUCAUGAGCAUUUCUGAGAGUCUGGACAAACUUGGUCCUAUCUGCAGAACCGCAGUGGACUGUGCUAUCGUACUAGAUACAAUCCGUGGCACAGAUGCUGGUGAUCCCUCAUCCCGUGAAAUCGCAUUAGAAGAUCCAUUUCAUGUUGACAUCACAGAACUCACUGUUGGAUAUCUUGACAGUGCUGAGAUGGAGGUUGUCAAAGUUCUUUCUGCCAAGGGUGCUAAGCUUGUGCCUUUCAAGUUGAACUACACCGUUGAAUCGGUUCAGUCUAUUCUGAACAUCACGAUGGAUGUCGAUAUGCUUGCGCAUUUUGACAACUGGCAACGCGAAGGAAAUGAUGAUGACUAUGAAGCUCAAGACCAGUGGCCGGUGGAGCUUCGUCGUGCUCGAUUAAUCCCAGCAGUCGACUAUGUACAGGCACAGAGAGCACGAGGUAAGCUGAUCAGGGAAAUCCAGGAGAGCUUCACAGUUGAUGCAUUCAUUGGCAAUGUGACCGACUGGGAGCUCGUUUGUGUGGGAAACCUCGUCGGAAUGCCUAUCAUGGUGAUUCCUACAGGCUUCAAGAGCAUAAAAGAUCCACCAAAAGGCGGCACGAGAAGAAGAACCACAGUCACGACGGGCAUAUAUGCUCCACCUGACCAUGACCACAUUGCUCUCGCUCUGGCGAUGGCGUACCAGUCGGUCACCAGUCACCACAAGCAACGGCCACCACUUGACGAUCUAGUCCCGGGUGACACGAUACACACGUAGCCAGCUGAUGAGACGGUAUGAGGAAAGGUCCGAGUAAUAUGUGCGGUAUUUUCCUUUCAAAGGUUGUACUUUGUAAUUUUAUAUUCAAAAGGCACAGGGCCAUAACUAAAAUUGUAAAUUACAUCUGGGGUACGUGGAUAACCCCUUCCACUUAUUUACGGAGUAGCUCAUCAAGGCAGUUAUGUCUGCAA
This is a messenger RNA of Lolium perenne, 2539 nucleotides long. RefSeq lists its product as uncharacterized. Lineage: Eukaryota; Viridiplantae; Streptophyta; Magnoliopsida; Poales; Poaceae. Gene Ontology annotation, molecular function: glutaminyl-tRNA synthase (glutamine-hydrolyzing) activity. The record is from RefSeq and is a predicted model, not a curated record.